ACUAAUAAGAUGGUGUCAUCUCAUGUUAUGCAUUACAAAAUUAUAAAAUCAAUAUUCAUGUUUGCAGGAGAAGGCUUAUGAGGUAUGUUUGUAGAUUGUUGAGCUAGCUCUUUGUGUAGAUGCCACAGCAUUGUAGUUGAAGGUCUUGUAAUGUUGCAUGAACUUUGAGCUGCAUUGAUCUGGUUUGAUAACAACGUUUGCAAUCAAACACACUGCAGCAGGAUAUAAAUUCUGUGCACGUUUGCACUACUUUGGUGUUGCUGUAUCACACAGCCUAUGGUCGUUCAUAAAAUGGUUUGAUCAGUACUGUAGUUUCUGUCACUUUUUCCUUCUUACAGCCAUUGGUUGAGAUUAUGAAAAGACCGAAGUAAAUAACAGUUCUUUUCUUAUCAGUGUUAGUUCCAGAGUCUGUGACCGGAGAUGCUGUCCAUAUGCCCCAGCCUAAUUUUGGUCUUUUCUAGUGCACCCUUUUCUUUAAUUCAUCAGUGAAAAUACAUAGCAAUCUUAACUUUCUGCAUUGAAUUCUGGGUUGCUUAUCAAUGCUUCAUAUGGCCAGAAGUUUUAUCUUAGUUGCCUUGAAACUGAAAAUCUUGCAGUGCCAUUACUGUGCAGGCUUUAAUCUUUCUAAGCAGGUAAGAAAAUAUAAUGGUUUAACAAUAGUAAAAAUUACAUUGGUUUAAAUAGCUUUACAAUAAGGGCUGAAUAGUAAUUUUAUAAAUGUUUCAUAUUGAUUGUCUUUCUUGACUCUGAAUAGAUAACAACAAAUAUAAAACUUUUCGUUGCUUGGACUGAAUUGUAUUAGUUAUUCAAAAAAAUUGAUAAUAUAAUAAAUGGAAGAUAAAAUCAUAAUAUUUAAUAAUUACAUAUUAUAACUUUUUAAAAAAAAAUCACAAUUUUAGUUAAAGUUUACGACUUAGAAAGGUGGUAUGAUCGUGAGCAAUUGGUAAUAGAACCUAAUUUUAAAAGCGUGAAUAUUAACGUCGUAAUAAAUAAGCCUUUAAUAUAAUAAAAAGAAUUUAAUGAUAUUUUAAAAAAUCAAAGCUGAAUAAAAUCGUCUCGGUGAGGCUGCUCGCAUUGUAGUUUACCCUUCGCAAAAUCAAAAUCUGUGAGUAUGAACCUCUCUAUCUCUCUCAACGUAUAAAGGCGGGAAACACAGAAUUUCUCCCUUUACUAUCAAACUCACCACCGCAAUACGUAGCUUCAGACUCUACCGCGCUCUCUCUCCUUCCUUCUUCUUCUUCUUCUUCUUCUUCUUCGAUGCUUUCAGAAAUUCACUUUCUAAAUUUGCGGUAGCUUCAAUUUCUUCUGUUCAGAGGCCAUCUCCUCUCUGUGCGAAGCUCGUCUCGAAAAAUGGAGAAACUCAGGCCAGCGUGGGCUGUCAAGGCAAUCAUCGUCAUCCUUUUCACUUCGAUUCUUUUCCGAUGCGUCUGCGGCGAGAAUCAUACCGUCGGCGGAGCCUCAGGCUGGGAUCUCCGUUCCAACAUUCAGGCCUGGUCGUCUACGACGACGUUUAAUAUCGGAGACGAUCUCGUAUUCUCGUACACGCCAGUUCACGAUGUGGUGGAGGUAAACCAACUAGGUUACGACACGUGUACGAUAGCUAACGCCCUUGCCACGUACGAUAAUGGAGAAACCGUGAUUCACUUAAGCGGAGCGGGAACGCGCUACUUUGUGUGUGGCAGAAUGGGCCACUGUCAACAGGGCCUUAAACUCCAGGUCCAAGUUCUAGCCCAGUCUAACAACGGAAGCAACGACGAUCAAAACCAAGGCCCCGGCAACACCACCUCUUCUCCUCCGCCUCCUUCUCCUCCGCAGCCUCGUUCUCCUCCGCGGCCUCCUUCUCCCCCGCCUCACGGUGUCGAACACUCUCCCGCAGAUGAGCCCUCACCCUGCGACUGUUCGGGUGCAGACGAGCGUUUUGGGGUGGUGCCGUUAAUUACGCUCGUAAUUGUGCUCGCUUUCGCCCGCGCUCCUUCUUCCCUUUUCCACGCCUCCGUUUUCAUCUCAUGCGUUUAAAUUGCUGCAUUUUAGUUUUACCUCAGCCUAUUGCUCAGGGCAUAUAUGAAUGUGUCGGUUAGAAAUUGAAUAAUGAGUAUGCUUUAUUCAGUGUGAAUAUUUCUCUGGAUGCAUGGUAUGUACUUUCCUUUCUUGUAAAGUACUAGUUGCAGCUCUGCAUGCAUAUUCAAAGUGAAUAAUUUCUGUGGUUAUAAACUUGCUUUUUCACUUGGUUACUGUUCUGUGUGUGAAUAAUAAAACGGGAUGUAUGUAAAAUAGAUAAGUAAAAAAGGUUGUGAAAAAUGGACGUCAUCUUUAAUUACAACAAUAGUUAAAUCGUUAAUUACUGAUUACAUUAAUUAAUCUUAGUUAUGUAUUAUUAGAGACAACAUGUAAUAUUAGAAGCAGCGAAAUGUUAUUUUCUUUCCACAAUCUUUGAAAGGUCUUUAACAAAAACAGAACCUCACUAAUC
Messenger RNA from Vigna radiata var. radiata (mung bean), 2467 nucleotides. Its product is annotated as probable ADP-ribosylation factor GTPase-activating protein AGD15. The coding region runs from base 1351 to 2016 and encodes 221 amino acids. NCBI's taxonomy places the organism in Eukaryota, Viridiplantae, Streptophyta, Magnoliopsida, Fabales, Fabaceae. The transcript has 4 exons. Gene Ontology annotation, cellular component: plasma membrane. Gene Ontology annotation, molecular function: GTPase activator activity; electron transfer activity. The record is from RefSeq and is a predicted model, not a curated record.